Molecule: messenger RNA, 472 nt
Organism: Rhagoletis pomonella (apple maggot)
Lineage: Eukaryota; Metazoa; Arthropoda; Insecta; Diptera; Tephritidae
Product: chitin deacetylase 1-like
Exons: 4
Cellular component (GO): extracellular region
Molecular function (GO): chitin binding
Source: RefSeq, a predicted model, not a curated record
CACAAAAAGAGAAAGAGGAAUACCAGUGUCCUUCAAGCAUUGCGAAUGGCAAUUAUGCCGAUCCAGCCACCUGCAGACGAUUCUAUCAGUGCGUUGAUGGCUACCCAUACCUGAAUCGUUGUCCAUCCGGACUCUAUUUUGACGAUCUUCAAAAGUUCUGCACCUUCAAGGAAGAAGCUAAAUGUGGGCCACUUCCAACAACACCGUCACCAGCGACAGAGACCCCAGCUGAUACAGCGCAACGUUGUAAUACGGACGAGUGUCAAUUGCCAUAUUGCUUCUGCUCGAAGGAUGGCACACAAAUUCCAGGUGGUCUAGAGGCGGAAAAGAUUCCUCAAAUAAUCAUGCUGACAUUCGAUGGUGCUGUUAAUUUGAAUAACUAUGAUCAUUACUUAAAAAUCUUCAAUGGAAAGCGAAAAAAUCCAAAUGGUUGCACAAUUCGUGGUACAUUCUUCAUGUCGCAUGAAUAUAG